AUGUCGUUCUACGACAACGACCAUUCCUGGUCGGCACCGGGACGCCAGCCAUCAUGGGAGCAGCAACCGCCGCCGUCACGCUCAGGUACCGGUUCCGCAGCGUCUCAGCAAGGCGAGCCGAAUGCUUUCGCUUCGCAAUUUGAGGAGAUUGACAGGGCGACCGACAACUUGAUGCGAAGUGGGAAGUGGUUUCCGGGCCAAAUGCCAGGUGUGCCGAUGCCACCAAUGCCUGGGCGAAGAGACAGCAUGCCAUCCGGGGGCCGGGGCUUUGAAGGGUUUACUAGCGGUGACCCUAGGAUGGGUGGGAGUCCGAGACACUCAGCCAGCGAAUACGAAGGCGGCCGUCCUGGCUCGGCUGGACUGCAGGGCUACUACGCCGGGCAGCGGUUUCCCGGCGGACGGCAGAGCGAAGCGGAGCAGAUGCUGCAGGCCAAGCGCCGAAUGGCCGCUCAGAGAGAGCGUGAGCUGCGCAACUAUCACCAAGAGCAGCAAUAUAACCGAACAUCGGUAUCAGGCGUGAAGACCGAUCGGUCCAUGAGCCCCAACACCAUGAGCGAGGAAGACCGUCGCGAGCUCAUCGCUCGCCAGCACCGCGCGCUAUACGGCGACAGUUCGUCAAUCUACCCUUCGGAGGGAGGCAGUGCAUCCCGACCGCAAAGUCAAGAUGUGCGUGAUCCCGGUGCCGGCGGGCGUGGCCCUUCUCCCCUUGCCUUUGACCCAUACGGCGUGCAAGCGCAAGCUGGUGCUGAAGGUGCUGUACAGAUGCCUCCUCGCGACCGGCCCGAGAGCGCCGCGUCUCCAGCGUCUGGUGGCCAGUCUGCGCAGCAGUCGUUUGGACUGUUGAGCCAAUCGCAGCAGAAUCAUCGCGCAUCCAGUUCUUCGCCGGGUGGCUCGCCGCCGCUGGUCGAAGGGCAGAAGGGUGCGAACGCUGGUGUUGCGCCCAUCGGCACAAGACCAUCGCAGCCUCCUACUGCCGCCGGAGGUCUCAACAAGCGUGCAACCACGCCGCUCACGCCAUCGUCACUGAGCUACGGCUACACAAGUCAGGACGCACAAAAUACCAAAGACGAGCGCUCGACCUCUGCUGCUUCGAACCCGCCACUGGCGGAUAAGGGUGUCAGUGGGCUUGGAAGCUGGGGAGGCAAUAGCUGGGGCGCCGGAAAGAGUACUCUGGCCAUUCAGCCAUCCUCCGCUCCACGGCCUUCAAACCCUGUCGACUCUCCUGCAUCGACCGGGGCCACGACCGCACGUCCUACUUCGCCAAAACCACCGGGAGGUCCAGCGACCGCGCUGAGGAGGAGAGCAGCAGCAGAUAGGGCAGACAAGGUCGCGAAUGCAAGACCGGCAAGCACACGAGCGGCAGGUGCUGGUGGCAGUAGCAGCACGAUGCUGAGGCUGUAUACUGACGAAUCACCUGGUUUGAAAGUUGACCCAUUUGUGGUGAUGGUGUUGUCUUUAGGCUUCAUCAUCAGUGUGGUGGCGUUGCACAUCAUUGCGAAGCUCACGAAACGGUUCUCGUCAUAG
Molecule: messenger RNA, 1524 nt
Organism: Baudoinia panamericana UAMH 10762
Lineage: Eukaryota; Fungi; Ascomycota; Dothideomycetes; Mycosphaerellales; Teratosphaeriaceae
Exons: 5
Coding region: 1-1524 (507 amino acids)
Biological process (GO): intracellular protein transport
Cellular component (GO): Sec61 translocon complex
Source: RefSeq, a predicted model, not a curated record